Pangasianodon hypophthalmus (striped catfish) is the source of this 3215-nucleotide messenger RNA. It is a transcript of the gene snx18a, whose product is annotated as sorting nexin 18a. The transcript is spliced from 2 exons. Bases 387 to 2114 code for a protein of 575 amino acids. Gene Ontology annotation, molecular function: protein binding; phosphatidylinositol binding. The record is from RefSeq and is a predicted model, not a curated record. Gene Ontology annotation, biological process: endocytosis; endosomal transport; protein transport. Gene Ontology annotation, cellular component: plasma membrane; cytoplasmic vesicle. Lineage: Eukaryota; Metazoa; Chordata; Actinopteri; Siluriformes; Pangasiidae.
UGUUGUAGAGGGAAGACCGCUCGGGUGUGAGUGGGACGGGCGCGCGCGGCUAACGUUACUGCUCACUGUGAGCUACAGAGUCAAGCGAUGGAGACCUGAUUUCUCUACGCCGUGGUGUGGGAUUUUAAUAAUAAAAAAAACACCUUGUUAAUGGACUCAGGAUACGAGUUCGCAAGUUUUCCAGGGAUAGACGAAGAAACCGGACGGUUCUCAGUGUGGUCUCUGACACGUAAGCGACGCAGAAAAGUUGAGUCGAGCGCGCGAGUUGGUUUGUGCUCGUCAGACUAGCGCGUUUAUUUACCACAGUUAGCUCGCUAGCUGGGUCGCUAGCCAGCGGAAAGGAUUUUACUGCUCAGCUUAUUAUUAAGCUUAUUAUUUGUUUUAUAAUGGCGGGUCUACGAGCGAGAGUGUUGUACGACUUUACUUCUGAAAACCCCGGAGAGAUAUCGGUUAAAGAGAAUGAGAUAGUGACUCUGUACAGUGAGCAGGACAUAGAGGGCUGGCUGGAGGGACUGAACAGUACCGGGCAGAGGGGACUCUUCCCUGCGUCCUAUGUGGAGAUCCUGAAGAACCAAACAGCCUCUUCAUAUAACAACAGCACUUCUGUCGAUGCGCACCAGAGCUCUCAGAGGGUCAACAACAUUUCUGCAGGAAGCUAUACGUCGACUUUUGCAAGUGGUUUCCCAGCACCACCUCCACUACAACAGCAGCAGCAGCAGCAGAGUUACCCAGCCAGCCAAGGGAGUGAUGAUGACUGGGAUGAUGACUGGGAUGACAGCUCUACAGUGGCUGAUGAACCAGGUGUUACGCGUGGAGGUCUUCACGAUUUCGAAAAUAACGGACCCAACACUUACAGGGUGUCUACGUCCUCGAUGGCCCGAGGUGGCAAUGCUCAACAAGCCAAGAGUUCGGCUACGGUUGGCAGGAACCUCAACAGGUUCUCUACUUUUGUGAAGUCAGGAGGCGAGGCGUUUGUGCUUGGUGAAGCAUCCGGGUUUGUCAAGGAUGGCGAUAAGAUCUGUGUGGUGAUGGGUCAGUAUGGCCCAGAGUGGCAGGAAAACCCGUACCCUUUCCUUUGUACCAUCGAUGAUCCGACCAAGCAGACGAAAUUUAAGGGCAUGAAAAGCUACAUCUCGUAUAAACUAACCCCAACGCAUACGCAAAACCCAGUGAACCGAAGAUAUAAGCAUUUUGACUGGCUGUACACUCGGUUGGUUGAGAAGUUCCCAGUUAUUUCAGUUCCACACAUCCCUGAGAAGCAGGCUACAGGCCGCUUCGAGGAGGAUUUCAUUUCAAAGAGAAGGAAAGGUCUGAUAUGGUGGAUGAACCACAUGACGAGCCACCCGGUGCUGGCCAGGUGUGAUGUUUUCCAACACUUUCUCACCUGCAGCAGCACCGACGAAAAGAGCUGGAAGCAAGGCAAGAGGAAGGCAGAGAAGGACGAGAUGGUCGGAGCGAAUUUCUUCCUUACAAUCAGCCCGCCGAACUCCUCGCUCGACUUCCAAGAAGUCGAGAGCAAGAUCGACGGAUUUAAGGGCUUCACCAAAAAAAUGGACGAUAGUGUGAUCCAGGUGAAUGCCACGCUCAAUGAGUUUGCGAGGAAACAGAUCACUGGAUUUAAGAAGGAAUAUCAGAAAGUCGGCCAGGCGUUUAAGUAUCUCAGCCAAGCUUUUGAGCUUGACCAGCAGACGUACUCGGCCAGUCUGAACCACGCAAUUGCGUACACUGGUGAGGCUUAUGAAGCCAUCGGAGACUACUUUGUGGAGCAGCCGAAACAAGAUGUGGACCCGGUGAUGGAUCUUCUGGCACUGUACCAAGGACAUCUCGCCAACUACCCUGACAUCAUCCAUGUUCAGAAAGGCGCUCUGACCAAGGUGAAAGAGAGCCAGAAACACGUGGAGGAGGGCAAGAUGGAGAGGCAGCAGGCCGAAGGCAUCGCCGAGCGCUGCAACAUCAUCUCGUUUGCCACGCUAGCCGAGAUCCAGCACUUCCACCAGAUCCGCGUGCGCGACUUCAAGGCCCAGAUGCAGCACUACCUGCAGCAGCAAAUCAGCUUCUUCCAGAAAGUCACAGGCAAGCUGGAGGAGGCGCUCAGGCAGUAUGACAACGCCUAAAUCCACCACACACCCUUCAUCCUUUUCCCAGGAGCGAGGUGAACGUUAGCCAGCCUCUACUUUAGCAAUGCGCUAAACCGAGAGAACCUUCCUCUCUGAUAUUUCUAUGAAUUUCUUAGCCACAUGAUGAAUGUCUUGUCACAGCUAAAUGGGGCUAACUAAAGCAUAGGGGAGAAAGUAUGUGACAAGAUAGCAUUAACCCUCUCUAGGAGAGGUAGUGAUUUCCAGAUUAAAAGAGGGAGGGCAGAGGCUUUUGACAGCUAGGAGAACGUUACAUUACAGCUCUGUGGAACUAAUAGUGCUCAGGAUGACAAGCAUUCCAUUGGAAAGCACAAUUUCUGCUUUACUAACACAGUAGUUUAUUUACUCACAACAUAUGAUUAUAAAUCACGUCAGGAGCUCCAGCGCUGUUUCGUGCCAACCUUCAGAACGCUCGAGCGCUUCCAGGUUAGGUGAGCUUUUUCAAAAUGUUUACAGAGAUCUGAUGAGUAGCUGUCUUCUCUUUGCCGUGCCUUUCAGCCCUGUCUUUACUGAUAUUUUUAUUAUUUCUUUUAAUUAAUGUUAUAUACAAUAUAUAUUGUACUUAUUCUAAGAUGUUUUAUAAGGCCUUAUUUUUUGACCUGGCUGCUAAAGUAAGACAGAAGUUGUGCGUGUUCCAUUAGGAGGAAACGUGGGAACAGAAUUAUGCCCUAAUUUGGCUCUCGAACUGAUUUUCUCCCACGAUAUUUUCAGUAACAGUCCAAAAAAACAGGAUUAAGCAAAACCAGUUGUGCCCUGGGUUGAUUGCCCAAUCAUUCGUUAAGAGAUAUGAAAAUAUUCCCAUGACACAUGGAUCAGUGUCAGCGUGCAGGGAUCUAAAUAAAGCAAGAGAUAACAAACUAAAACAUGCCGCUCACUCAGGACUCCACUUCUGUGUUUCAUCAUGGACACAUCUGAUAAACCGGACGUGCGAGACUUCGACCCCGGAGAGGACUGACCCCUGAGAUUUUCAUUUAUUUAAUCAUAAAUGUUUUAUUUAACAUUGUGAUUGAGCAAAAAAAAAACCUUCUUUGUUCAGAAAUGUUCAUUCUUUUUUCCAAAAUAAACCCUGCACGUAACUCA